Molecule: messenger RNA, 2298 nt
Organism: Hymenoscyphus albidus
Lineage: Eukaryota; Fungi; Ascomycota; Leotiomycetes; Helotiales; Helotiaceae
Source: the annotation of a GenBank genome assembly
GUUGGUGGAGCUGAUGAUUACCUCCCAUAGCUACCUAUAAAAUGCAGGCAGGCGUUCGUUCAUGGGUGUUGAACCACUCUGGAAGCUGCCCAGGCGGAGGUUCCAAUCGGCGCCAAGCCCGACCUUCGGAAUAACGGUAAUUGCGCCUUUAGUCACGCUAACCAAAAAUCAAUCGCUUCUCAAGUCAGACAGGACAGCUUUGUGCAACUACUCGUACCCGCGCAAAACAGCGCUCUCCUUCACACUUCUCCUGGCGCAUCACCAGUAAGGUGGCCUUCGAAAUCCGCAUCGUAAUCGAAUCACCACGUAGUAUACCACGGCUGUACGCCCACCGCAGUCAAGAUGGCGCCAAAAAUGACCAAGAAUCAGAUGAGGCGCGCGAAGAAGAAGGAGCAGAAGAAGGCACAGGUGAGCUUUCACUUUCCACCAUCGUAUCAAGUGUCCUAACCGCGUCGCAGGUGGAUCCAGCACCAGAACCAGAGGUAAAGCCAGAGCCAGCACCCGAGGAAAGCUCAACCGCAGUAGCGGAGCCAACCAAGGAAGAGCUAGCUGAGGUCGAAAUUAGUGAAGAUGAUCCCAAUUACGCCAUGUACAAGGAGAUCUUAGAAAGAUUCGGCGCAAAUGAUGCAGAGAACGAGGAAGCCGACGCGCCGAAGAAUACAGAUAAGGGAGAGGUCAUUUGGGCCGACGAUGACGAGAUACCCGACGAGGACGAUGAAGGAGAGAAGGAGCAAAAACUUUCAAAGAAAAAGAGAAAGGAGCGGGAUAAGUUAUCAGUGGCAGAGCUGAAGGCUCUUGUGCAGAAACCUGAACUGGUUGAUUGGACAGAUACUUCGGCCUCGGAUCCACGAUUGCUCGUACAUAUCAAGUCCUACCGAAAUGUCGUCCCAGUUCCGAAUCAUUGGUCCUUGAAGCGCGAAUACCUUUCCUCGAAGCGUGGAGUAGAGAAGCCACCUUUCGCACUCCCGAAAUUCAUUCAAGAGACUGGAAUCGCAGAAAUGCGUGACGCUGUCUUGGAGAAACAGGAUCAAGCAAGUUUGAAGCAAAAACAGCGGGAAAGAGUCCAGCCUAAAAUGGGAAAAUUGGAUAUCGACUACCAGAAGUUAUAUGAAGCUUUCUUCAGGUUUCAAACAAAACCAGAGCUAACACGUUUCGGCGAGGUAUACUAUGAGGGCAAAGAAUAUGAGACAAAUUUGAAGCAUCUGCGACCUGGCGAGCUCAGCGAUGAGUUGAAGGAAGCCCUCAACAUCCCACCUGGAGCACCACCUCCAUGGUUGAUCAACCAACAAAGAUUUGGUCCUCCGCCUUCGUAUCCCUCACUAAAAGUUCCUGGAUUAAAUGCGCCCCCACCUCCCGGUGGCGCUUGGGGUUUCCAUCCUGGUGGUUAUGGAAAACCCCCAGUGGACGAGUUCAAUCGACCCCUCUUUGGUGGAGAUAUUUUUGGUGUUCUUCAACCUCAAGUUAACAAUCAAUUAGGUGAGCCUGUUGAACGGACUUUAUGGGGCGAACUUCAGGCACCAGAAGAUGAAUCGGAAGAGGAAGAUAGCGACGAGGACGAGGAAGAGGACGAUGAGGAGGAAGACGUCGGCACAGGUUUACAAACACCAAGCGGACUUGAGACGCCUGGUGGAUUGAACUCGACAGUUCCGUCUGAGUACCCAGGCGAUAUGAGUGUUGGUGGCGAUUUCGACCUCCGGAAACAGAAGCGAGGUACCGAGACAGAAGAGUCAACUCAUCCCAGAUCAGCAUAUACUGUCAUUCCCGAACGCCAAAUCCGCGCCGAGGGUUUCUUUGGUGGCGAGCGAGCAUAUGAUGUGCGCGGAGCUGCACAGAAUGCACAUCUACCAGUCCUGGGGCAGGAUGAUGAAAAUCGGAAGCGCAAGAAGCCUGGAGAUGUGGAUGUAGCGCUGGACCCAGACUCCUUACAGAACGAGGACGGCAUUAGCAAGGAAGAAGUGCGACGAAGAUUCGAAGCUCAGAAGAAAGAGGAGAAGGGCACUUGGGCAUUUGAAGAAGACUUAAGUGAUAUGAUUGCCCAGGAAAGCCGCAAACGACAGAAGCGGGAUGAAGAGAAGCGAGGGGAGAAGAAGGAGAGGAGUUAUCGAUUCUAAGAUUAGAAUUAAUUAGUGGAGGGAGAAAAUAAGCGCAUGCCGCAUGGCGUUCAUGAAGGGGCCAUCCUCAAGUUGUAUUUUUGAUUGAUUGUAUAUUAUUCAUCUUCCCACGUUAAUGAAGGAAGAUCUUUGCCACAAAUUCCGACAGUUUUUCGUCAGUGUAAUCUUGGCGAUAAGGUGCUCAAAG